AUGUCCAUCAUGCGGAGAUGUCUUUUAUUUAGUUUAGUGCUGAUGUUUUUGGACCUGAGGCCAGGUACGUAUGAUGGCUUGAUUGUCGGAUUUCCUUUAAAAGUCAAGCCUGAGAUGUUCUUUGUAUCUCCAAUAGUCACCGCUCUGGAAGGAUCCUCCAUGGGUCCACUUGAGGUGGCACUUGGCGACAAAGCAGCGUCUUUCCAGCGUGUCCUUCGUAUAUCCGACAUCGUUGUGUCCCGAGGAAGUCGUGUGGCUGUGUCCAGACGCAAACGCAACAUCCUCUUUCCGAGCGGAGUCAAGCUGUGCGCCCAGGAGAGCGCCAAGGAGGUUGUUGCCAACCACCUCAGUUUCUUCAAUCUCAGAGUGUGCCAGGAGACUCUGUGGGAGGCUUUCAAAAUCUUCUGGGAACGCCUCCCCGAGCAAGAGGAGUACCAGAGCUGGAUGAACCAGUGUCAGGAAGGGGUAGUGACGGCGCGAGAUAUCGGUACCUACUUCAGCCAAUCGGAGGAGCAUCAGGGGGUGGUCAAAAAGAAAAUGUCCCUGCCUGGCUUGAAAAGUGAACCCACUAAGUCUGGACACCAGACAUGCGGCACACCGGCUCCUGAUGUGACAAUCACCACCAAGGCUCCUGCCAACGAAGAAGACUUGACAGAGACAGAAGACAUAGAGGAAGCAGCAGCUGCCAUUGUGCCAGAAAUUGAGCUGGACAAUGAUAUUCCCGUGGAGCCAGUACCUGCGGCCGUGUUGGAGCAGGUGGUGGAGCUGAGCAUCCUCCUCACAGGAGUCAUGUACAACGAUGACUUGGGCGACCAGAACUCGCUACACUAUCAGACCCUCAGCAGACAGCUUGCUCAGAAGAUUGAGGACGCUCUGUCGGGACUUCCUGGUUACAAGAGUGUGUCUGUAUUGGACUUCAGGCUGGACGGCAUCGUGGUGGACUACGCCGUCACCCUGGUGGUGGACGACGCGGGCAUCAGCAACAACCAACUGGACUACCUUACCUUGCAGUCCAACCAGGUGGAGAACUCGUACCGCGAGGUCAAGGAGCACCCAACGCUGGUCUACGCCAUAAGUGAGCUCAAGACCUAUGUGACCGAGGACCUCCUGAAGGGCGCUUUGGAGAGUGAGCCCGAGUCCAUCCACACCACAAGAGAGACCUCGAAUGAUGCAGCCAAUGUUCUCAUCAUGGAUGACGUCAAGAGAGACCAAUUGCUGCCUGAAAGCGCAGAAGGAGACACGGUGGAGACAUCCGAAAGCGACAUUGUUGUCCUAGAGGAGAGCUCUGAGAUAUCUCCACCCGUUGUGGUUGCGACCGCUUCGUCUGAGACUGCCAGCAUCAGGGAAGAAGAUCUGCUUCUGGAGAACACUGUGCAGACCACCGCUGCAGAUAAUCCCGCAGACAAAGACCAGGAGGAGCCGCCCCCCUCCGAGGACCAAGAUACUGUCACAUUGCCUGAAUCACCAGUGGUGGUGGAGGCCUCAGGCACAGGUGACCUGGACAACCUCCUGGGGCCAGAUACAACUCUAGCGACGGAAGACAUUGAAGACGUGGUUGUUCUGGAAGAGAAACAUCUGGACAAUGGUGUUGACACAGAAGACCUUCUUGUGAGUGAAACAGCAGAAGACAACUAUGUUCCUGAUGUAGUGAGUGAGGAACUUGAGGAAGUCGAUUCUAAACAUCCUGAAGGACCUUUAGUUGAAGAAGCUGGUAUCGAUGAAGCAACGGAGAGUGGAGGGGAAACUCCUGAGGAAGCACCAUCCUCACCCCCGGUAUCCCUUGAAGAACCACUAGAAGCUUCUGAGAUCGCCAGUGACGAUAUCGCAGAAGACGACAUCUUGUUGGUAAACAGGAAUGCACCUGAAUCAUCAGUUAGCGUUCCUUUGAGCCCCUCCCAACCGACUGCAAUGUCCGCCGAGGACGACAUAACUUUCAUGAGUGGAGCUGAUGUCAACACAGCUGUGGAGGGUCAGGAUGACAUCGUUAUGCCUUCAGCCGUGGAGAUCCAGAACAGUGCUGACAAUGAUUCUCCCAUCGAAGACCUCACUUAUGAUGUUCUCAAUUAUGGCUCAAUCAAUCAGACAGAAGAAGGCAGCACGGAAUUCCCCUUCAGCAUAUCACAGGGCACCGAUCCAGCCGGCAUCGCCCUGCCGGCCAAUCCCGGUCGAGCGCUCAUGGUGUUCUUCAGCUUGAGGGUGACCAACAUGAUUUUCUCUGAGGAUCUCUUCAACAAGAGUUCACCAGAGUACAAAGCAUUGGAGCAGCGCUUCCUAGAGCUGCUUGUGCCCUACCUCCAGUCCAACCUGAGUAACUUUGAGAACUUGGAGAUCCUAAACUUCCGCAAUGGAAGCAUUGUGGUCAACAGCCGGAUGAAAUUCGGCAAGCCCGUGGCUCACGGCGUCACCACCACCGUCUAUCUGAUCCUGGAAGACUUCUGCAACACAGCCUACCAGACUAUGAACCUGGCCAUCGAUAAGUACUCCCUGGACGUUGAAUCAGGCGACCGGGCUGACCCGUGCAAGUUCCAGGCAUGUAACGAGUACGCCAAGUGCAAAGUGAACAAGUGGUCGGGCGAGGCCGAGUGCGUGUGCAACGCUGGCUACUUCAGCGUGGACGGUCUGCCUUGUCAGAGCAUCUGCGAGCUACGCAGCGACUUUUGCCUCAAUGAUGGCAAGUGUGACAUCAUCCCUGGCCAGGGAGCCAUCUGCAGGUGUCGUGUUGGAGAAAACUGGUGGUACAGAGGAGAGCACUGUGAGGAGUACGUAUCGGAGCCUCUGGUGGUUGGCAUUGCCGUGGCCUCAGUGGCUGGAUUCCUUUUGGUGGCUUCCGGAGUGAUCUUCUUCCUCGCCAGGACUUUACGGGAUCAGUACGAUAAGGAUGAGUCAGAGGACCCAAUACGACAUGCAGAGAGCGUUCCAUCACUUGAGAGGGCGACCAAGUACAACCCCAUGUACGAGAGCGAAGCCACCACCGGCUACAGCCACUACUACCGCCGCUACCCCGAAGCUCCUGUCUACAGCAGCGCCAGCGCCGAAGCUUCCACCGACUUCAGCAGCGAGGAGAUCCGGCACAUCUACGAGAACAGCGAACUGACUAAGGAGGAAAUUCAAGACAGGAUACGCAUCAUCGAGCUCUACGCCAAGGACCGUCAGUUUGCUGAUUUUGUGCGGCAGCAUCAAGUUGUUGUGGAUACCCGAAGAGAAAGUUCUUCUGCACAGACAUGAAACAAAAAGAAUAACAUCUCUGUAUUCUAAAGACCUGUUCUGAGCAUUCAAAUACGGUCUGUCACCCAGGACACCUUCACCUCUUUCCACGUCUGCAACCGUCACUGCAUAAGACGUGGGAAGCAGUUGCAGACUGUCCUUUCACCCUCUUCCUUCCUCGGUGCCUUCUGCUGGAAAUGUCCCUCCAUGGAAAAUGUGCUUAAUCUUGAAAUGUUGUUAAAUGGAUAAAACUGAAGAACUUCAAACAAUGCUCAUGUACACACAGUAACAAAUUGAGCUGAAAGAUGCUGAGUUAGCUGAGAUUUAGCGGAUGGUGCUAUGCUCGUUGAUGUUUUCAAUGUAGUCGACCAUCUAGCAUCAAAGUGACACGUUUGGAUAAACUCUUGUCUAAUAGAGUAGUUUGCGUCAAGGUGGCCAAAUAUUGUCUUUCGUGGAAAGGUUUUGCCGACGUUUCAAGGCCCCAUCGAACCAGAUGCCCGGACAUGUUUUGCCCGUUUUAUCAGCGGCAUCCAGAAAUAAGUGAAAACACAUUUUGCCGGGAGGGAUUUUUAGAACAAAUGGUGAGCUUUCGUAUGUCACUGCUAAAGAAUGGGGAAAAGGGGCAAAACAAUUGAAGGUUAGCAGCAAUUCCUUCUUAAUACGACUACCAGUUUGGCCCUGUCAUUGUGUUUUCUUUGGUUUUUCUCUCACAUUCCACCCUUGGAUGCGUUACACUCCAUCAGUGUUCUCCUGCUGAGCAGUAAAUCGUAGCUGUCCUACUUCAUUACGAUGUUUAGCUUGCUUUAGAAAACUACACGCACGCACACACACAUGCACACACACCAACUUGAUGAACACCAUACUUUUAGCCACCACUCAUUUACUUGGUACAACGGAACCUCUAAAGUCCAAUCAGAUUGUACAAUUGGGACAGUGACCCUGUUUGAACGUCAGUACAGCAACGGGCAACAGCGCGUCACUCAAAAGCACACUAAGAUUGACUUUGAAUAUUCAUCCAUCAACACCAUUAAGUUGACCUUCAUGCACACCGUCACUGUGCGGGUAUCGAUGCAACGCUGCCCGCACAAAAGUCAGGCGAGUGUACCCCUACACCUUCAGCUGCUUCGCUAGAGAAUAAUAUUUUGAAAAUAGGAUGGUCAUAAAAUUGGAGGAACUAAUUGUUCCAAUAAAUAAAAAAGAUUAAUUUGUUACAUCUUCCAAUAAUCUACAAGACAUUUUUAUGAUUAGUGUUUAGCUUUAUUUAUUUUUAAAUAAAAAAAAACAUAAAUAAAUAAAUAAAUAAAUAAAUAGUCAUUUUUCUAAGUUCAAAUUACUUAUUUUGUUCUUGUGCUUGUUCUUUGUUUUAUUAUGAGCAGCAGUUGACUUAUUUUUUUAUACUUUAUUGCUUUUACUAAAGAUGGGCAUGAUUGAUUAAUUGGUCAGAAGGAAUUCUGAUGGUGAUAUGGAUUUUCUUUUCACCAUUUCCAAAUAAAAUGUAAGCAUUAUCUUUUACCCGUGAACCAUCAAGAUGAUUUUAUCAACCCCCAUCCCUGGUUUUGAUAUUUUGCCUCCAUUUACUUACAUUCAUUUUCGAUUUACCUGUACGUUAAAUACAAUUUGAACGAUUGUCCAAAAAUGUUAAGAAAUUGCAAUGCAUGACGAUUUGCAUUUUCUGAAUUCACUAUGGGUUCCAAAGCAGCAUUUUUGUCCAACGUAUUCAACUUUAGAGGUUCCUUUCUAAAAGUUUGUCUCAUUUCAAGCUAAGGCCACCAUAGACAGACUUUCAUUGCUGCACAGUUGAGUACACGGUCUCAUGUUCUAACCGUUGAAAAUAUUAAUUAGGAUGCACAUCCCAAAUGUUUCAUGAUCUAACCAUGUACUUUUUGUACUCUUUAUCCAACCAUGUCUUUCCAUACUGUGCAGCUGUUUCAAUGCCAUGUACAAACCAAAGCCAUGUGUGUAAAAUAUAAUGCUUUGUAACACAUCAGACUUUCUAUGUCACACUUGGCUUGAUGCGCUCUGACGGGUUGAAGAAUAAGCAGCUAAUCCUAGAAAACGGAUUAGCCUCAAAGCUGCGGAUUAACGGCCCCGCCUGUGGCCGUGACGGUGUCUAAAACCCUGCGCCUCCUGUUAAUCGGCCUACGUCACGCACACGCACGCGUGUAAACACUGAACGUGUCACACAGUGUGGUGCAAGCGUGCGGAUGUGUUGGUGUUGCAAGGGACAAACAAAUGGAUGCAGAUGUGCCAGUUGUUUAGUUUGCUUGCAAUGGCGUCAGUCA
Molecule: messenger RNA, 5486 nt
Organism: Syngnathus typhle (broad-nosed pipefish)
Lineage: Eukaryota; Metazoa; Chordata; Actinopteri; Syngnathiformes; Syngnathidae
Gene: impg2a
Product: interphotoreceptor matrix proteoglycan 2a
Exons: 20
Coding region: 1-3225 (1074 amino acids)
Biological process (GO): visual perception
Molecular function (GO): hyaluronic acid binding; heparin binding
Source: RefSeq, a predicted model, not a curated record